AGCUGCCAACCAUUACGGAUUUUCCGUAAUUAUUACGGAUUUUAACCCCGAAUUACGGAAUUACGGAACAUCGCUAGUUUAUUACGGAAACGAGGCUUUGUGCUGCAUGGUAACGGAAAAAUUUACGUUUCUGCUGUGCGUGUUUCGUGAACGCUGUUUGAAUACUUCGCUUGGUUGCUCAAAUAACGGAACUAGUAAGUGUGCGCAUGUACGAUGUACUGUCGAAAUAAGUAAAUUAAUUCUCGUGUUUUCAAAUAAUAAUGGGAUGGUAUUACGUCCGUUGUACGAUACAACUAGUACAUAUCCUCGGACUUAUCGUUUGAAGGCUACUUACAUCACGAUAAUUUUUGUACGGUACUUUGGCUAACCUGUGUUGUAUUAAUUUAUUUCUUGAAAGCCAUUUUUUUCAUCAUAGUGUUUUUGUCCGGUUUUUGUCGUGUCUACAGACGUGAAAAUUUUUUUAUUUUUUUCGAUAGUGUUGUGUUCUUCAGUGCCGGUUGUAGAAAUGAAGCGUGUGACAGAAUAAUGUGCAUCUGUGGGAAAAAACACGCAAGACUUCAGAACUUUCCACUUAAAUAUUCAAAAGAAUGGCCAUGAUUGUCGUUUUCAAAUGUUUGAAACGCCACGGUUUUGUAAUGUAUGCGCGUGUGACUUUUCGAUUGCACAUGGUGAAAGGGAUGACUGUAGACGGCAUAUUGAAUCAAAGAAACAUGCAGAACAUUUUAAAGCCGUGACUAGCAAUAAAUCUAUAUCUUCGUUUUUUCGCUACAUCUGAAGAAACGAAAGUAACGAACGCAGUUACUGUUUACAAGUCCUUGUGUUUGUCUUGUUUGUUUACAUGACAUUUCUUAUCGAACCAGGAUAAAAGAAGCAAAUAAAAAGACAGUUGUUUUAAAGUUUAACUUUGAAUACAUUGAAUUGAAGAUUCAAAAUAUCCAGGAAUUUGUACCAUGGUUUUUUCAUUUGGCACAGCGACGACAACAGGUGGAUUUUCGUUGCCAGCAGCCACAACAACAGCAGCCUCGACUGGGUUCACUCUCGGAAGCGGAGAUGCGGGGAACAUCUCCUCGUCUCUGCCCCUGGCGUCCACCACCGCCAGCGUCGCCUCCUCGACAGCUCUUGCUCAGAAGACUCCGACAACAGCUGUCGGAUCCAUGCCAAGCUCGACUGGCUUCGUGAACUUCUCCCUGCCGUCUGCUUCGACGGCCGGGUCUACGGCGAGCGGCGCGACCACACAGACCUCUGCAGCCACGACCACCACAGCGGCGAGCGGUGGGGGGGCCCACACCUUCGUGCAGCUGGAGGAGAGCAUCAACAAGUGGGCCAUGGAGCUGGAGGAGCAGGAGAGAGUGUUUGUGAACCAGGCCAGCCAGGUCAAUGCCUGGGACCGCCUGCUCAUCGCCAACGGAGACAAGAUAGUGAAUCUGAACGGUGCUGUGGAGCGAGUGAAGCUGGAGCAGCAGCAGCUGGACCACGAGCUGGACUUCAUCCGGGCGCAGCAGCGGGACCUCGAGGACUGCCUCGGCCCCCUGGAGAGGCAGCUGCUGCCUGCGCCCACCUCCGCCGAUCCCGAGCGUGAGCGCACGUAUCAGCUGGCAGAGAAUGUUGACACACAGCUGAAGCAGAUGACUGAGGACUUGAAGGAAGUCAUUGAGCAUCUCAAUGAAGCAAACCGUGUCAAGGAUGCAACUGAUCCAAUGGUGCAGGUGGGGCGGAUACUCAACGCCCACAUGAACUCCCUGCAGUGGCUGGACCAGAAGACGGCCGCCAUCGCCACGCUGGUGGACGAGGUCUCCAAGCUGCACGACGCACACAAGCGAGAGAACGAGCGCUCAUUCCACCUCACGUACGACCGAUAACCGUCUACAACUUUCUUGUUUAAGACCAGUAUGUCUGUAAUCGGAAUUUUUUUUGUUUUUAAUUAAAUUCAGCAUGCGGGGCUUUUCGUGCCGUUUGCAAAAAAAAAUGAACACGGACGAUGAGUGAUAUGUACCACAUUCUCUCCAUCAGCAGUUGUAUUCUGGUAGGUGAAGGAGGGUAAACAGAUAUUUACUUUCUUUUGUUUAUUGGUGCUGAAAUAAUCAGAUGUCAACAGUAUAUUCCUUUCCUUUUUUUUAUUUGUAAGGCCUCUUUGAUGAGAUGUAAUGUGAUGGCAUAUGAAAAAAAAAAAAAAAAAACCUUCUGUACAGGAGAGAAACUGAAGAGGUGUGCAAAAUGAAAAAUUGAAGUUGGGUCGAAAUUGGAAUAAAAAAUAAAUAAUCAUCAUUUAUAAUUUAUUAACAGCUGAAUAAUAUCAAUUUUAAUUAACUUUCUUGCACUUAAAGAAUAUUUUAUCAUAUAUACCACAAUAAACUGUUUUCAUUUAAAUUCACAUACAAUUAUUUUCAUUAUUUUUCAUAAUCCACAUACAUAAAUAGUUUACCAUGAUAGUUUUGCAUAGUACAUCUUUGUCAGUUACUAUAUACUGAAUGUUACAAUAUAUUUUCUGUAAUAUGUGUAACAAUUACAACAUAUAAACUUUAA
Messenger RNA from Bacillus rossius redtenbacheri, 2523 nucleotides. It is a transcript of the gene Nup62, whose product is annotated as nuclear pore glycoprotein p62. Gene Ontology annotation, cellular component: nuclear pore; nuclear pore central transport channel. Gene Ontology annotation, molecular function: structural constituent of nuclear pore; phospholipid binding. The record is from RefSeq and is a predicted model, not a curated record. The coding region runs from base 951 to 1859 and encodes 302 amino acids. Gene Ontology annotation, biological process: protein import into nucleus; RNA export from nucleus. The transcript is spliced from 8 exons. Lineage: Eukaryota; Metazoa; Arthropoda; Insecta; Phasmatodea; Bacillidae.